AUGAACGCGCUCAACAUCCUCUCGGGACUGAGUCCUCCACCCACACCCACGCCGCCAGCCACUCCGUCCCGCUCGCGUACUGGAAGCACGACGUCUUCGAACGAGAGGCCCUCCUACUUCGACUCCUUCGACAAGCCUCCGCCACCCAUCUCGAAGCCGCCGUCGUCUUUGUCCUCCACAUCAGCAUGGCUCCUUCCCUCGCGCGUAGCUUCGAUGCUCGUCACGACCCUUGUCGCAAUCCUUGACUUUGUCACCAUCCCCUUUCAGUACCUCCUCGCCGCCCUUUACGAUAACGACGGCAAACUCUCGCUCCUCGUCCCAAUGCGAUCCAUGCGACGCUUGUUCUCGCCCCAACCGGGGGAGCCGACGCCAGAUCUUCCACCAACAAAGCUACAGACACGACCUCGGGGCACAUCUAUCGAGUCCACCUCUUCAGACUUGGUCUCCGAUUCGGACGCCGAACCAUUUGCCUCGUUUGAACAAGGUCCCGCCAGCAACACUCGCUCAAAGUCCUCGACCAAGGACGAAAUAGCUCCGGCCAAACGAUCCAUCCGCAUCAAGCUUCACAACAACGAGGAUGCUCUCCGUCGCAGGCGCCAACGCAAGCCUACCGAUGCCGACAAGUCGGAACAAGACAAGAUCACUGCCGUCGCCAAUUCUUUGAAGUCGCCCUCAAACUCGGCUGCUACAAAACUCAAGUAUCCGCGUGCGCCUGCUCCUCCACGACCACUCGUGCCGAGACGACAGCCUUCUUAUGUCAUGACUUAUAACCCUGAACCGCCCAAGAAGACGCUCAUCAUCGACUUGGACGAAACUCUCAUCCACAGCAUGGCCAAAGGAGGUAGAAUGAGCACUGGUCACAUGGUCGAAGUCAAGAUCCAAGGCCCCAUCGGAGGCAAUGGCAUGGCGCUCGGUCCUCAGGUUCCCAUUUUAUACUACGUACACGAGCGCCCGCACUGCCACGAUUUCUUGCGCAAGGUAUGCAAAUGGUACAAUCUCAUCAUCUUCACUGCAUCAGUGCAAGAAUACGCAGAUCCCGUUAUAGACUGGCUCGAACGAGAACGCAAAUACUUUAGCGGCAGAUACUACCGCCAACACUGCACUUUCCGCAAUGGCGCAUACAUCAAAGACUUGACGCAGGUCGAGCCUGACCUGAGUAAGGUUAUGAUUCUCGACAACAGCCCUUUGAGCUAUAUUUUUCAUGAAGACAAUGCUAUCCCGAUAGAAGGCUGGAUAAGCGAUCCAACGGAUAACGACCUUUUGCAUUUGGUUCCCUUGCUCGAAGGCCUGCAGUAUGUGACGGAUGUACGAGCUCUUUUAGCAUUGCGGCUUGGACAAGCGGAACGUACAUAA
Molecule: messenger RNA, 1353 nt
Organism: Aureobasidium subglaciale EXF-2481
Lineage: Eukaryota; Fungi; Ascomycota; Dothideomycetes; Dothideales; Saccotheciaceae
Exons: 3
Coding region: 1-1353 (450 amino acids)
Molecular function (GO): protein serine/threonine phosphatase activity
Source: RefSeq, a predicted model, not a curated record